Messenger RNA from Trichomonas vaginalis G3, 546 nucleotides. RefSeq names its product hedgehog receptor protein. The record is from RefSeq and is a predicted model, not a curated record. Gene Ontology annotation, cellular component: MKS complex. Gene Ontology annotation, biological process: cilium assembly. The transcript has a single exon. The coding region runs from base 1 to 546 and encodes 181 amino acids. Lineage: Eukaryota; Parabasalia; Trichomonadida; Trichomonadidae.
AUGGCACAACCUAUAAAUAUACACUUAACUGCACAAGGCACAAUCGAUAAAUGCUCAACAAAUUCAUCAUGCGACAUGUAUGUUAAAUUUGGCUUCGUUUCUGGUCAGGAUUGGGAAGCAUAUGCCGGAAGUAAAGCAGGAAUUUCUUACACAACGCAUGUAAAUUCUCGACAUGAAGCAAUAUUUAAUUAUCCUCUUGGAAUAUCUCUUAAAACACAAACACCAUACGGAUGGCCUCAAAUUGUUUUAGCUGUUUAUGGUUUAAAUAGUUUCGGCAAUGAUAAGAUAGUAGGAUAUGGUGCAAUUCACCUUCCAAUGAAGCAAGGCCUUCACAAGUUGAAAGUUCCGUUAUUUGCACCUAAAGCAGAAUCGUUUUUCCAGAAAAUAUCAGCUUACUUUACAGGACUAUAUCCUGAGCUUAUAGAAACAAAUUUAGUUGCUCAAUGUCCAAAUAGAGAAGUUAUGAAAACACAUUCUAGUGGAUUUGUCGAACUAACCUUGAAUAUGGUUAUGAAUGAGUUGGAACAAUUCCAACUCAAGGUUUAA